GUCUGCACCUACGCGAAGGAGCCCUCCGCCCCACCCUUGGACAGGGUGGGCCUCUACCACGAAGUCAGCAACAGGACCAGAGGCAUCACGCAGCUGGGCCCUUACCGCCUGGACAGGGACAGCCUCUACGUCAACGCUUACAACGAGCAGCCAGUCCUGCCCGCUCCCACCCACCCACCUACGACCGCUGCAGCCCCCGAGCGUUUCACCAUCAACUUCACCAUCACCAACCUCCCCUACAGUUCCGACCUGGCGACUCCCGACUCGGCCAAGUUCAACACGACGCGAAGAGUCAUGGCCACCUUGCUUCACCGCCUUCUGAAGGACAGCAGCAUUGGCCCCGCUUUCCUGGGAUGUGAAACAACAGCCUUCAGGCCCGUCAGGCAAGGGGACGGCACGGGGGUGGACGCCGUCUGCACCUACGCGAAGGAGCCCUCCGCCCCACCCUUGGACAGGGUGGGCCUCUACCACGAAGUCAGCAACAGGACCAGAGGCAUCACGCAGCUGGGCCCUUACCGCCUGGACAGGGACAGCCUCUACGUCAACGCUUACAACGAGCAGCCAGUCCUGCCCGCUCCCACCCACCCACCUACGACCGCUGCAGCCCCCGAGCGUUUCACCAUCAACUUCACCAUCACCAACCUCCCCUACAGUUCCGACCUGGCGACUCCCGACUCGGCCAAGUUCAACACGACGCGAAGAGUCAUGGCCACCUUGCUUCACCGCCUUCUGAAGGACAGCAGCAUUGGCCCCGCUUUCCUGGGAUGUGAAACAACAGCCUUCAGGCCCGUCAGGCAAGGGGACGGCACGGGGGUGGACGCCAUCUGCACCUACGCGAAGGAGCCCUCCGCCCCACCCUUGGACAGGGUGGGCCUCUACCACGAAGUCAGCAACAGGACCAGAGGCAUCACGCAGCUGGGCCCUUACCGCCUGGACAGGGACAGCCUCUACGUCAACGCUUACAACGAGCAGCCAGUCCUGCCCGCUCCCACCCACCCACCUACGACCGCUGCAGCCCCCGAGCGUUUCACCAUCAACUUCACCAUCACCAACCUCCCCUACAGUUCCGACCUGGCGACUCCCGACUCGGCCAAGUUCAACACGACGCGAAGAGUCAUGGCCACCUUGCUUCACCGCCUUCUGAAGGACAGCAGCAUUGGCCCCGCUUUCCUGGGAUGUGAAACAACAGCCUUCAGGCCCGUCAGGCAAGGGGACGGCACGGGGGUGGACGCCGUCUGCACCUACGCGAAGGAGCCCUCCGCCCCACCCUUGGACAGGGUGGGCCUCUACCACGAAGUCAGCAACAGGACCAGAGGCAUCACGCAGCUGGGCCCUUACCGCCUGGACAGGGACAGCCUCUACGUCAACGCUUACAACGAGCAGCCAGUCCUGCCCGCUCCCACCCACCCACCUACGACCGCUGCAGCCCCCGAGCGUUUCACCAUCAACUUCACCAUCACCAACCUCCCCUACAGUUCCGACCUGGCGACUCCCGACUCGGCCAAGUUCAACACGACGCGAAGAGUCAUGGCCACCUUGCUUCACCGCCUUCUGAAGGACAGCAGCAUUGGCCCCGCUUUCCUGGGAUGUGAAACAACAGCCUUCAGGCCCGUCAGGCAAGGGGACGGCACGGGGGUGGACGCCGUCUGCACCUACGCGAAGGAGCCCUCCGCCCCACCCUUGGACAGGGUGGGCCUCUACCACGAAGUCAGCAACAGGACCAGAGGCAUCACGCAGCUGGGCCCUUACCGCCUGGACAGGGACAGCCUCUACGUCAACGCUUACAACGAGCAGCCAGUCCUGCCCGCUCCCACCCACCCACCUACGACCGCUGCAGCCCCCGAGCGUUUCACCAUCAACUUCACCAUCACCAACCUCCCCUACAGUUCCGACCUGGCGACUCCCGACUCGGCCAAGUUCAACACGACGCGAAGAGUCAUGGCCACCUUGCUUCACCGCCUUCUGAAGGACAGCAGCAUUGGCCCCGCUUUCCUGGGAUGUGAAACAACAGCCUUCAGGCCCGUCAGGCAAGGGGACGGCACGGGGGUGGACGCCGUCUGCACCUACGCGAAGGAGCCCUCCGCCCCACCCUUGGACAGGGUGGGCCUCUACCACGAAGUCAGCAACAGGACCAGAGGCAUCACGCAGCUGGGCCCUUACCGCCUGGACAGGGACAGCCUCUACGUCAACGCUUACAACGAGCAGCCAGUCCUGCCCGCUCCCACCCACCCACCUACGACCGCUGCAGCCCCCGAGCGUUUCACCAUCAACUUCACCAUCACCAACCUCCCCUACAGUUCCGACCUGGCGACUCCCGACUCGGCCAAGUUCAACACGACGCGAAGAGUCAUGGCCACCUUGCUUCACCGCCUUCUGAAGGACAGCAGCAUUGGCCCCGCUUUCCUGGGAUGUGAAACAACAGCCUUCAGGCCCGUCAGGCAAGGGGACGGCACGGGGGUGGACGCCGUCUGCACCUACGCGAAGGAGCCCUCCGCCCCACCCUUGGACAGGGUGGGCCUCUACCACGAAGUCAGCAACAGGACCAGAGGCAUCACGCAGCUGGGCCCUUACCGCCUGGACAGGGACAGCCUCUACGUCAACGCUUACAACGAGCAGCCAGUCCUGCCCGCUCCCACCCACCCACCUACGACCGCUGCAGCCCCCGAGCGAUUCACCAUCAACUUCACCAUCACCAACCUCCCCUACAGUUCCGACCUGGCGACUCCCGACUCGGCCAAGUUCAACACGACGCGAAGAGUCAUGGCCACCUUGCUUCACCGCCUUCUGAAGGACAGCAGCAUUGGCCCCGCUUUCCUGGGAUGUGAAACAACAGCCUUCAGGCCCGUCAGGCAAGGGGACGGCACGGGAGUGGACGCCGUCUGCACCUACGCGAAGGAGCCCUCCGCCCCACCCUUGGACAGGGUGGGCCUCUACCACGAAGUCAGCAACAGGACCAGAGGCAUCACGCAGCUGGGCCCUUACCGCCUGGACAGGGACAGCCUCUACGUCAACGCUUACAACGAGCAGCCAGUCCUGCCCGCUCCCACCCACCCACCUACGACCGCUGCAGCCCCCGAGCGUUUCACCAUCAACUUCACCAUCACCAACCUCCCCUACAGUUCCGACCUGGCGACUCCCGACUCGGCCAAGUUCAACACGACGCGAAGAGUCAUGGCCACCUUGCUUCACCGCCUUCUGAAGGACAGCAGCAUUGGCCCCGCUUUCCUGGGAUGUGAAACAACAGCCUUCAGGCCCGUCAGGCAAGGGGACGGCACGGGGGUGGACGCCGUCUGCACCUACGCGAAGGAGCCCUCCGCCCCACCCUUGGACAGGGUGGGCCUCUACCACGAAGUCAGCAACAGGACCAGAGGCAUCACGCAGCUGGGCCCUUACCGCCUGGACAGGGACAGCCUCUACGUCAACGGUUACAACGAGCAGCCAGUCCUGCCCGCUCCCACCCACCCACCUACGACCGCUGCAGCCCCCGAGCGUUUCACCAUCAACUUCACCAUCACCAACCUCCCCUACAGUUCCGACCUGGCGACUCCCGACUCGGCCAAGUUCAACACGACGCGAAGAGUCAUGGCCACCUUGCUUCACCGCCUUCUGAAGGACAGCAGCAUUGGCCCCGCUUUCCUGGGAUGUGAAACAACAGCCUUCAGGCCCGUCAGGCAAGGGGACGGCACGGGGGUGGACGCCGUCUGCACCUACGCGAAGGAGCCCUCCGCCCCACCCUUGGACAGGGUGGGCCUCUACCACGAAGUCAGCAACAGGACCAGAGGCAUCACGCAGCUGGGCCCUUACCGCCUGGACAGGGACAGCCUCUACGUCAACGCUUACAACGAGCAGCCAGUCCUGCCCGCUACAGCUGUAUCUUCUACAACUGGGAUGUUCAUAGUGAAUUUCACUAUAACUAAUCUCCAGUACUCUAGGAGUCUCAGAAAUCCCUAUUCUGCCAAGUUUAGUGCUACAGCUAGAGUCCUGACUGCUCUGCUUAAUCAGCUGUUCAAAAAGACUAGUAUUCAUUCUGUGUAUACAGGCUGCAAAAUAAUGGCUUUCAGACCUGCACAGAAGAUUGAAGACACUGGAGUAGAUGCUGUAUGUACCUACAAAAUAGAUUCUGAUGCUUCCCAGUUUGAUCGAGUGAUUGUUUACCAGGAAGUGAGCAACAAGACAAAUGGCAUCACCCACUUAGGAAUCUACAGCCUCGACCAAGAAAGCUUGUAUAUCAAUGAUUACCAUGAAGCCCAGAUCUUGCCUUCAGCAUCUCCAGCUCCUCCUCUUGCAAGAGAGGGACAUUUCACAGUGAACUUCACUGUGACCAAUCUCCUCUACACGCCAACUUUAGGAAACCCAAAUUCCAAAAAAUUUAUUGCUACAAAAAAAACUCUGACAUACUUGCUUGAUCAUGUGCUCAAGAACAGCAGCAUUAGCCCUGCUUACACUGGGUGUGCAGUGGUGGCACUAAGGUCUGUGAGGAACGGAGAGGGCACUGCCAUGGAUGCAGUCUGCACAUAUAGAACCAAUGCUACCACUACUGAAUUUGAUCGAAUGAAGGUUUAUCACGAGUUCAGCAAGAUGACAGCCAGCUGCACUGAGCUAGGACCCUACAUGCUGGAUGCAGCGAGUUGUUAUGUUAGUGGUUAUAAUGAACUGCAGCCUGGACUAUCUGCUGACCAAAGUACACAACCUCUGCCACCAGCAGUAAGGAACUUCACACUGAAUUUCACUAUAACCAACCUCCAGUUCACUACAGAUCUGGUGAUGUCAAAUUCUAAAAGGUUCAAGUCAACAGAAAAAGUCAUAUACCAUUAUGUUGACACUCUACUCCAAAAAAGCAGCAUCGGCUCUGCUUAUAUUGGCUGCAAAGUAAUGGCAUUCAGGUCAAAGGACAAAGAUGACACGGGAGUAGAUGCCAUCUGCAGCUAUAGAGACGAGCCUUCAGAUCCCAAGUUCAACAAAGUUACCAUUUACCAUGAGCUGAGCAAUAUGACAAAUGGCAUCACCAAGAUGGGACACUACAACCUUAACAGCCAGAGCCUCUACAUUAAUGAUUACAAUGAACUGCAUACUCUGUCACUGGUGAAGCCAACCACCACACAAAGCCCAGGACUGGUGAUAGAGCAAUUCACACUGAACUUCACAAUAACCAACCUCAGGUUCACAACAGACCUAGGGAUACCAAAUUCUGCUAAAUUCAGUUCCACUGAGAAAAUAAUGCAACAUUACAUUGACCCCCUGCUUCAGAAGAGCAGCAUUGGCCCCUAUUUCACUGGCUGCAAAGUAACAGGAUUCAGGUCAGUGAGGAACAUGGAUAACACAGGAGUAGACACCAUCUGCAGCUAUGGAAAUGGCUCCCAAGUGCCUAAGUUUGACCAGGCGAAGGUUUAUGAAGAACUAAGGAGCAUGACAAACAGCAUCACUAAAUUAGGAAUCUAUAACCUGGACAACAAGAGUCUCUAUAUCAAUGGUUACAACAAACCACUUGAGAGAUCAUCUCUGAGCACAACUACUGCACCAAGCCCAACAUCCAGGCAUUUCACACUGAAUUUCACCUUGACCAACCUCCAGUAUACUGCAGAUCUGGAUGUACCAAGUUCCCACAAAUUCAUUUCCACAGUGAAAGUUAUCAACCAUUAUAUUGACCCUCUUUUCAAAAGAAGCAGCAUAAGCUCUGCCUACACAGGAUGUAAAGUGAUGAGAUUUAGGUCUGGGAGAGACAGGUAUGACACAGGCAUAGAUGCCAUCUGCAGCUACAAAAACAACGUCAGCCUUGCCAGGUUUGACAGAGAAAAGGUUUAUCACGAGCUGAGCAUCAUGACAAAUGAUGUCACCAAACUAGGGCACUACAGCCUGGAGAAGAACAGCCUGUAUGUUGAUGGUUUCCCCCUCACAGACUCAGCUAUCGCCAGAAAGCCCAUCUUGACUGAAGCUUCAGCCAAAUUGGGCUACAGAUUGAGUUUUAGAAUAGUCAAUGAAAACCUAACUAACCCAGACUCUCAGUCUCCAGAAUACAAAGCAGCAGUGGAAAGCAUCAGUAACAAGAUGAAUCAACUGUACCGUCAGAGCAACCUGCGGGACCAGUUCCUGAACUGCAGUAUCACAAGACUGAGGACUGGAUCCAUAGUGGUCGACUGCAAGUGCUUCUUCCAGCCAGAGCCCAGCAUCAGCCAGGCUGUGGUUCAAAGGGCCUUUCAGGACGGGACUUCAAAUGCAACUGGACUAUGGCUGGGAAGCAGUUACCAGCUGCAGGAAUUCUCAGUAGACAGCUUGGAACUAGCAAUUGAGGCAGCAACUUACAAAACACCCCUCAAGUCUGGGAAAGAAAACUUCAGAUUAAAUUUCAGAAUCUCCAACCUUCCCUACUCUCCAGAACUGCAGGACUCCAGGUCACAGACGUACCAAGCAAACAAAGAGAAAAUUGAGAAAGAGCUUGAUGUAUUCAGAACUAGCAGCCUGAAGGACUGCUUUGCUGGCUGUACUGUUGAGAGCUUUGGGCCUGUCCAUGGGAAAGCUUAUGCAAGUGUUGCCUCCCUCUGCAAAUUCACACUGGACCCCUUGUCACGGACUUUACAAAAGCAAGAGGUGUAUGAGGAGCUGAAACGCCUGACACAUGGGUUCACCAAGCUGGGCCCCAGCUAUGAGCUGGAAGAGCAGAGUCUGGUCCUUGAAGGUUACUCUCCACUCAAGACAGAUGAGCAGGAGUCUGAAAGAUCUGGGCUUCAGUUCUGGGCCAUUAUCCUCAUCUGCAUUUCCACCCUGCUCGGCUUCAUUCUCCUCCUCUUGUUAUGCUUCCUGACUGUCUUUUGCCUAAGAAGAAAGUCACAUCUAUACCAGGUCCAACAAGGCAUGUAUGGGGUGUACUUCCCACAUCUGAACACACGAAAAGUACAUUAAUGUAACAGAUGAAAUCUGUCU
This is a messenger RNA of Tyto alba (common barn owl), 6918 nucleotides long. RefSeq names its product mucin-16. Lineage: Eukaryota; Metazoa; Chordata; Aves; Strigiformes; Tytonidae. The transcript is spliced from 66 exons. The coding region runs from base 295 to 6897 and encodes 2200 amino acids. The record is from RefSeq and is a predicted model, not a curated record.